GGUUUCUGAUUGGCUGCCUGUGUCAGUAUAAAUGGUUUGUUCCCGGAUGGCGUUUCCUCUCUCUUUCACGCAGCCCUGACUGUGAGGUGACACCGUGUCUUUAAACCAGCUGUGUGGCAAUCCUUGGAAGCACUGCGAAGAUGCCCAGGGAAGACAGGACUGUGUGGAAAUCCAACUACUUCACGAAGAUCGUCCAACUCCUGGAUGACUACCCAAAAUGCUUCAUCGUGGGCGCUGACAACGUCGGCUCCAAGCAGAUGCAGACCAUCCGCCUGUCUCUGCGCGGGAAGGCAGUUGUGUUGAUGGGGAAGAACACCAUGAUGCGCAAGGCUAUCCGCGGGCAUCUGGAGAACAACCCAUCCCUUGAGAAGCUGCUGAAUCACAUCCGUGGGAAUGUCGGUUUUGUCUUCACCAAGGAGGAUCUGACUGAGGUCCGGGACAUGCUGCUGGCCAACAAGGUGCCAGCUGCUGCCCGUGCCGGUGCUGUGGCUCCCUGCGAGGUCACUGUUCCUGCCCAAAACACCGGCUUGGGCCCUGAGAAGACCUCCUUCUUCCAGGCUUUGGGGAUCACCACCAAGAUCUCAAGAGGUACCAUUGAAAUUCUGAGUGACGUCCAGCUGAUUAAGCCGGGGGACAAGGUGGGUGCCAGCGAAGCCACGCUUCUGAACAUGUUGAACAUCUCGCCUUUCUCCUUCGGCCUCAUCAUCCAGCAGGUCUACGACAACGGCAGUGUCUACAGCCCUGAGGUUCUGGACAUCACCGAGGAUGCCCUGCACCAGCGUUUCCUGGAGGGCGUGAGGAACAUUGCCAGUGUCUGCCUGCAGAUCGGCUACCCCACUGUUGCCUCUAUCCCCCACUCUGUCAUCAAUGGAUACAAGAGAGUCUUGGCUGUUGCUGUGGAAACUGACUACUCCUUCCCAUUGGCUGAUAAGGUGAAGGCGUUCCUGGCUGACCCCACUGCCUUUGCGGUCGCUGCCCCGGCUGUUGAGGUGGCCUCUGCCGCUGCUGCAGCCCCUGCUGCGAAGAAGAAGGAGGAGGUGAAGGAGGAGUCUGAGGAAUCGGACGAUGACAUGGGCUUCGGGCUGUUCGACUGAAUACCCAACCUGGCCUUGCUGUGUGCAGCUUGACACAUCAAAAUACCACCAAUAAAAUAUAAUAACUCUG
Polyodon spathula (Mississippi paddlefish) is the source of this 1164-nucleotide messenger RNA. Its product is annotated as 60S acidic ribosomal protein P0. Gene Ontology annotation, biological process: ribosomal large subunit assembly; cytoplasmic translation; ribosome biogenesis. The record is from RefSeq and is a predicted model, not a curated record. The transcript has 8 exons. Bases 141 to 1094 code for a protein of 317 amino acids. NCBI's taxonomy places the organism in Eukaryota, Metazoa, Chordata, Actinopteri, Acipenseriformes, Polyodontidae. Gene Ontology annotation, cellular component: cytosolic large ribosomal subunit. Gene Ontology annotation, molecular function: structural constituent of ribosome; large ribosomal subunit rRNA binding.